Molecule: messenger RNA, 1374 nt
Organism: Colletes gigas
Lineage: Eukaryota; Metazoa; Arthropoda; Insecta; Hymenoptera; Colletidae
Product: regulation of nuclear pre-mRNA domain-containing protein 1B
Exons: 5
Coding region: 130-1140 (336 amino acids)
Biological process (GO): mRNA 3'-end processing
Cellular component (GO): RNA polymerase II, holoenzyme
Molecular function (GO): RNA polymerase II complex binding
Source: RefSeq, a predicted model, not a curated record
GCGUAACGACAGAAACGUUUCGUGUUUAGAUUUCAGCUGUUGAGUCCGUGCACUUAUGGCGGCUCGUGAAUCGGUGAAUAAAAAGUUCUCUGUAUUAUUCGAAGAAGGAUUCGUGGUUUUCGUUUAGAAAUGACAGGCUUCACCGAAAGCGCACUGGUGAAAAGGUUAAUGGACUUGAAUCAUUCGCAGCAGAGCAUCCAGACACUUUCACUUUGGUUAAUUCAUCACAGAAAACAUCAUCCCACCAUCGUCAAAGUCUGGUUCAAAGAAAUGUGCAAAGUGAAGGACAACCGCAAAUUAAUGUUCAUGUAUCUAGCCAAUGACGUGAUCCAAAACAGCAAGAAAAAGGGCCCUGAAUUUGGCAAAGAAUUUGAAUCAGUGCUUCCUAAAGCUUUUGAACAUAUGAAAGGUUUUGAUGAUAAAACUAGAGAACGACUGAACCGACUUCUUCAAAUUUGGGAAGAACGUGGAGUCUACGACAAGGCCCAAAUCACAGAAUUUAAAUUGGCUUUUGAUACCUCUAAAGAUCCUGGAACUCCUCCAAAGAAGAAACUGAAGAAUGACAUCGAAAAAGCGAAGAAAGAAAAGAAGGAGCGAAAGAAAUCGGAGACGGAAGUGGAGGUCGAUGGGACAAAGGAACUUCACGUGACGCUGAGCCCUAGAACUCCCGCUGGUGACCCUCCAGAGACGGAGGAACUCAUCAAAGCGCUUAUGGACUUAGAGAACACAGCAUCGUCAGAUGCUGGUGUGAGAGAACGAAUUGCAUCCUUGCCGCCGGAGGUGUCAGAAGUAUCGCUGCUUGCAAACCUGGCGGACAGGGCAGCUGCGGACCAGCUGAGCAUCGCUGUGAACGAAGCCGCAGCUUUACUGGCAGAUUAUAAUGGAAGAUUACAGGCAGAAAUGGAGGACAGAAGGCGGCUGCUUACUAUGCUCAGAGAUUAUACCUUGGCCCAAAGGCAACUACUUCAGCAGGCGCAAACUACACUUGAAGACUAUAAGGAGAAAUUGAAAAAGGUCUGUGCAGUUAGAUCGGAAGUCAAGUCCCACAUUUCAAACCUUCCAGACCUAACACAACUGCCAGACGUCACCGGAGGCCUUGCGCCUCUUCCUUCAGCUGGUGAUUUAUUUUCCAUGCACUAGGAGCGAUUCGAAUUGGUGAAACUGCUGAAAACUUGUCUAUGAGAAGUCUGGAGAAGCUUCAAAAUUUCGAAUCGUAUGAAUCGAAGAUUUAGGAAUCGAGUUUGGUGAGGAUCCCAAUAAUUGCUACGUGUAUAUAUAUUGUAACGUGAUUCUGGGAAGGCAAAUCGAAGAAAAAGUGGUUUUCGAGACUCUGUGGGGAGAUUAUAAUGAUGCGAAUAAAUGUUUUGAUCGUUA